Messenger RNA from Centrocercus urophasianus (Greater sage-grouse), 596 nucleotides. It is a transcript of the gene TMEM275, whose product is annotated as transmembrane protein 275. The transcript has a single exon. Bases 12 to 560 code for a protein of 182 amino acids. NCBI's taxonomy places the organism in Eukaryota, Metazoa, Chordata, Aves, Galliformes, Phasianidae. The record is from RefSeq and is a predicted model, not a curated record.
CUCACCUCAACAUGUUCAGUGAAAAGAGCAGCGCCUCUUUGACCCAGAAACCCAGCCAGAAAAAGACACGACCUCAGGGCCUCCCCUCCCCUGCCCUCUGCUGUGCGUGUGGACUUUGCAUCAUGCUGGCAGGGAUCAACAUCACCCUAGUGGGAGCAUUUGCAUUUGGGACCUUCCUCCCCAUGAACAACCUUCCCAUCAUCAUCGGACCCAUCUUGCUGGUCGUGGCCUUCACGUUCUUUGGUGCCUGCUGCAUCUGCAGCCGGAGGCCGCCUGCUCACGGGGCCAGAAAAUCCAAACCGGGUUCCAACAUUGGUCUCAUCAAACCUGGCAACACUGCCUUUGAAAUUGAAACUAGCGAGCACACGGUGCAGGAUACCACUGCUGUUCAGCUGAGCCCCACAAAUUCCCCCAUCUCCUCAAAAAAGUCCACACCAGUCCAUGAGAACACGAAGACUUGCAAACUCUUCACCAUGGAAGGCAAUGGGCCAGUGGCCAAGUACACACCAGGAGGAGAGGCAAUACAGCUCAACCUGCCCAGGGACCUGGCCACAUCCUAAACCCAGGCAGAGUUUUGUUAGCAGCCAGACAGAUGC